Pediculus humanus corporis (human body louse) is the source of this 1242-nucleotide messenger RNA. RefSeq names its product calcium/calmodulin-dependent 3,5-cyclic nucleotide phosphodiesterase, putative. Gene Ontology annotation, molecular function: 3',5'-cyclic-nucleotide phosphodiesterase activity. The record is from RefSeq and is a predicted model, not a curated record. Lineage: Eukaryota; Metazoa; Arthropoda; Insecta; Psocodea; Pediculidae. Gene Ontology annotation, biological process: signal transduction. The transcript has 9 exons. Bases 1 to 1242 code for a protein of 413 amino acids.
AUGUGGAAGAAUCGACUUGCGAGUCCCCCAGACAGUAAAGUGACUCGAGACGAGGAUAAUUUGGAUCGCUGCGGCGAUUCGCCGGGCCGCAACGGUAAAUGUGCCAAAGCCGGAUCUUUGACUAUCGUAAGAAGAAGUAGCACUAAAAAAUCAUCAACAAACCGCAGCAGCAGCGCGGAUUCAUCUUUAAGUUCUCCAACAGGAGACGAUGAUAAUUUAAGCUCUGUUGAUUUAACGUCAGAAAAAUUACCACCCGUUGACACACCUGAUGCUUGCGACAAAGCGGCACUAAGACUAAGAUGUCUUUUACAUUUGCUCGAAAGAGGAGAAAUACCCGAAGAAAUAUUAAAAAAAAAUAUUAAUUAUGCCGCAAAAGUAUUGGAAGCCGUUUACAUCGACGAAACAAAGCGUCUUGCUGAUGAAGAUGACGAAUUAUCCGAGGUACAACCUGAUGCCGUCCCUCCAGAAGUUCGUGAAUGGCUCACGUCAACGUUUACAAGACAAUUGGCUACAACGAGAAGAAAAGCUGAUGAAAAACCAAAAUUUCGUUCCGUGGCACAUGCCAUAAGAGCUGGCAUAUUCGUUGAUAGGAUUUAUAGAAGAGUCACAUCUUCAAGCAUGAUGCAUUUUCCACCAGAAGUUGUUAAAGUUUUAAAGACUUUGGACGAUUGGUCGUUUGACGUAUUUGCAUUGGAUGAAGCUGCUGAUGGUCAACCUGUUAAAUACAUUGGAUACGAUCUCCUUAAUCGUUACGGAAUGAUUCACAACGUUGAUAAAUCAAAAGCUGCCUCAUUAGUUUUGCAUUGCUGUGACAUUUCUCAUCCUGCAAAACGAUGGGAUCUUCAUUCACGGUGGACAGGACUUUUACUGGAAGAAUUUUUCAGACAGGGAGAUAUGGAAAGAGAUUUAGGGUUGCCUUUUAGCCCUUUGUGUGAUAGAAAAACCACCCUCGUUGCCGAAUCUCAAAUAGGUUUUAUUGAAUUUAUUGUCGAACCUAGUUUAGCAGUUUGUAGUGACAUGUUGGAAAUAAUAUUGGGACCUCAAAAACAAGAUGAUGGAACGGGAGAAGAAACGACGGAAAGUCAAAAACCUUGGGUUGAAAUGCUUGUGACAAAUAAAACAAAAUGGAGAGAACAAGCUGCUAAAGUAAAGGAAAUAUUUUACUUUAAUGCAGAUGCUGAAAUUCGAGCUCAGGAGGAAUUGGAGGAAAAUCAAAAUGAUGAUGCCAGAAAUGAUGAAUGA